Molecule: messenger RNA, 1785 nt
Organism: Pistacia vera
Lineage: Eukaryota; Viridiplantae; Streptophyta; Magnoliopsida; Sapindales; Anacardiaceae
Product: sodium transporter HKT1-like
Exons: 3
Coding region: 15-1529 (504 amino acids)
Biological process (GO): monoatomic cation transport; transmembrane transport
Cellular component (GO): plasma membrane
Molecular function (GO): sodium ion transmembrane transporter activity
Source: RefSeq, a predicted model, not a curated record
UUCUCUUUGUAAAGAUGAAUAAUAAGUAUUCUUGUUCGAGUUUAAUUUGGUCAUACUUUCUUCGCUUGUUUUACAGAGUGAAUUCUUUCUGGAUUCAUCUCUGUUACUUCGUAUCUAUCUCUUUUGCAGGAUACUUAGCCUUGAGGUUCCCAAGGCCAAGAACUGCGCCCUCCUUUAGGCCUAAAAGCUUUGAUUUAUUCUUCACUUCUGUCUCUGCACUGACAAAUUCUAGCAUGUCUACCGUCGAAAUGGAGGUUUUCUCUAACUUUCAACUCAUUGUUAUGAUCAUUUUGAUGUCCAUAGGUGGGGAAGUUUUCAUGUCCUGGCUUGAACUUCAUAUAAAAUCCAAAUUUCCUAGAAAAAUAUCCAUUGAAAACAACGAAGUUGAGCUUGGUUUGGCCUCUUUUUCAUGUCCACAAAAUGAGAAUUCCAAUUCCAAUACUAUUUCCUCAGAAAAAAUUAGCAAGCCCCCCUCAAUCGAUAGUUCAAUCAGGAUUUUGUGUUCUGUCAUAUUAGGUUAUCUUUUUGUCGUUCAUGUAGGCGGAAUCAGUAUAUUUUUAUUGUACGUUAGCCUUGUUGGAAAUGCAAAAGAAGUUCUAAAAACCAAAGGUCUUCAACCGCUAACAUUUUCUGUUUUCACAAUCGUUUCCACUUUCUCAAACUGUGGCUUCGUCCCCACAAAUGAAAACAUGAUCGUUUUUAAGAAAAAUUCAGGUCUUCUUUGGAUUCUAAUUCCCCAAAUUCUCCUUGGAAACACAUUGUAUCCAUCUUGCCUGCGACUUGUCAUCUGGGUUUUGAAUAAAAUCACAAGGCGAGAGGAGUUUGAGUACAUGUUGAGGAAUCAGAAAGAGAUGGGCUACCCUCAUUUGUUCUCUAGUGUUCGUUCUUAUUUUCUCGGAGCUACUGUUUUUGGGUUCUUGUUUGUGCAGUUUGUCCUCUUUUGUUCCCUGGAAUGGAAUUCGGAAGCCAUGGAUGGUCUGAAUUUCUACCAGAAAGUGGUUGGUUCAUUAUUUGAAGUGGUUAAUUCGAGGUACACCGGCGAAUCUGUGUUUGAUCUGUCCAUACUUUCUUCAGCAGUGCUGGUGCUCUUUGUUGUUAUGAUGUAUCUCCCACCUUAUACAUCAUUUUCACCAAGAAUAUAUCAAGAAAAGGAUUCGGAAAAUUGGAAACCGAAAGAAAAUGAAAAGAAGGGUUUUGUGGAGAGUCUGAUAUUGUCACAACUUUCCUAUUUAGUCAUGGGAAUCAUCAUAAUCUGCAUGACUGAGAGAGACAAAAUUAAGAACGACCCCCUCAACUUCAAUGUGUUAAACAUCACAUUAGAAGUUAUGAGUGCAUAUGGGAAUGUUGGGUUCUCAACUGGGUACAGUUGUAAACGGCAACUGAAACCUGAAAGCCCCUGCAAAGAUACUUGGUACGGAUUUGUUGGAAGAUGGAGUACCGGAGGAAAAUUAAUGCUCAUUAUAAUCAUGUUCUUUGGAAGGCUAAAGAAAUUCAACAUGAAAGGUGGUAAAUCCUGGAAGCUCUCCUAGCUACUAGCAAGUCUUUAAUUCUCUGGUAUAGAUGUAAUUUGCAACCGGGGAGCAACGUAGUGUAACCUUAAGUUGUUGACUUCUAGCGUUAUUAUAAUAUAAUGUAAUGUAGCUUUUCAGCUUUUUCUUGUGUUGUAGGACUCGGAGAAGAGAUAAUUAUUAAUGUAGUUCUUUAGUUUUCGGAUCAUAGUAGUCUCACAAUGCUCAACUAGUGAAGUCUAAAUUUAGAGUCAAUUAAUGAAACUGCUUCCACAAG